Molecule: messenger RNA, 2451 nt
Organism: Mobula hypostoma (lesser devil ray)
Lineage: Eukaryota; Metazoa; Chordata; Chondrichthyes; Myliobatiformes; Myliobatidae
Product: volume-regulated anion channel subunit LRRC8C-like
Exons: 2
Coding region: 1-2451 (816 amino acids)
Molecular function (GO): protein binding
Source: RefSeq, a predicted model, not a curated record
AUGAUUCCAGUGACAGAACUAUCAUAUUUUGGGGAACAAGACCCAGCAUUCAAGAUCCUGAAGCCCUGGUGGGAUGUAUUUGCAGAAUAUCUGACCCUUCUUAUGGUUCUGGUGUCAAUGUUUGGAGGGGCACUGCAGGUAUCAAACGAGCAGAUUCUGUGCAUCCCAGUGCCAGAGGGCCUCUCCAUUCAGAAACGUCAAUGGAACCACACUGUUUUGGAAGGACGUAGGCUUGAUGUGCUUGCCUCUGGAUUCCAGACUGGUCUAGAUGUUCAGCAGUAUUAUCUUAUUAAUCAGUGGUGCUAUGAUAAUGCUGUGAUAUGGUUUUCUAAAUAUUUCCCUUACCUAGUCCUUCUACAUUCUUUGAUAUUCCUCAUCAGUAGUAACUUCUGGUUUAAAUUUCCAGGCACAAGUUCUAAGAUAGAGCACUUUAUCACUGUCCUUGGGAAAUGCCUUGACUCUCCAUGGACUACUAAAGCGCUGUCAGAAACUGUGUAUGAGGAGUCUACCCCCAGGGUGCCCAUAGUCUCUGAAUCCAGCACAGAUCAAUCAUUAUCUUCUAUGAAUAGUCCACAGAAAGUUGACUCUUCUGGGUCAUUCUCACAAGAGAUUGCAUUCAGUAAUGAUGUUUAUAAAGGAGACAAGGCUUCUCUUUUGUCCAAAGGCUCUUCACAAGUUAUGAAAUCAGCUGGUGGCAUUAUGGUAGACAAUUCUUCAGUGAAAAUUCUGGAUAAAAAGGAAGGUGAGCAGGCCAAAUCCCUCUUUGAAAAAGUGAAAAAGUUUCGCCUGCAUACAGAAGAGGGAGACAUUCUCUAUACAAUGUACUUGAAUCAAACCAUUGUUCGGACUGUGCAAAGUGUAAUUAUUCUUGUCUACAUCAGCAUUUUUAUUCCUCAAAUGUGUAACAACAUCCACUGUGUCGAUGCACUGCACAUCACAGGGUUCACUGACUUCUUCUGCAUUCAUGCUUUGUGGAGAAUGUUCCAAAUGUUAUCACUGUUAUACAUUACUGCAAUAGUCUUAUAUAGUUGCACUUGUCUGUACACACUGCAUUGGAUACUUUAUUAUAAAUUGAAAGAGUAUUCAUUUGAAAAUGUGAGAGUUGAGACUGGGAUGGAUGAUAUUCCAGAUGUGAGAAAUGACUUUGCCUUCCUGCUACAUCUUAUUGAUCAGUAUGACAAACUUUAUGCCAGAAAGUUUGCGGUAUUUCUCUCAGAUGUGAGUGAAAAUAAGCUUCUACAGCUCAAUUUGAAUCAUGAGUGGACAGAAGAGCGCCUGAAGCAGCGUCUCAUCAUGAACAUGGAGAACAAAGUGGAAAUGCACCUCUUCAUGAUGCCAGGAAUCCCCAUCCAGGUUUACAACCUGACCGAGAUUGAAGUCUUAAAGCUGGAGCUCAUCAAAGGAGUCACCAUUUCUGCUGCCAUCUCCAAUCUGAAAAUGUUGAAGGAAAUGUGGUUGUACAACUGCUCCUUUAAGGUAGAAAGACAGGCACUGCUAUUCUUGAAGGAGAAUUUGAUAACUUUACGUGUACGAUUUGGUAUCGCUGAUGAAACACCCCCAUGGAUAUUUACCUUGAAGAAUUUACAUGUGCUCUAUAUUGAAGGGCAACUGCAAACUGACAGUAAAAUCUCCACAGCCCUGCAGAUGUUUUGUGAGCUGCCAAACAUAGAUACCUUGCAUCUAAAGACCAAUGUAACUAAGCUCCCAAAUGCAAUUUUAGAUAUGGCCAAUCACUUGUUGUGCUUAAUAAUUCACAAUGAAGGAGUAAAAAUAACAUCAUUAACAAAUAUUAAGAAGCUCUUUGGCCUGACUGUGCUGAGAUUGCUCCAUUGCAAUUUAGAAAGAAUCCCUAGUGCCAUCUUUAGUCUGACCAAUUUACAGGAACUUGACCUCAAAGACAACAACCUAAGUUCAAUGGAAGAGCUUGCCAGUUGUCAAAACCUCCGAAAACUCAGCUGCCUAAGAUUGUGGCAUAACAAUAUCACUUCCAUUCCUGUUCACAUUGCCAAAAUUCCAAAACUUGAAAUGCUCUAUCUCAAUAAGAACAAGAUUGAAUUCCUGUCCCCAAGUAUAUUUAAACUAACGAAACUUCUCUUCUUAGAUGUUUCCCACAAUUACAUUUCAAAGAUCCCUCCUGAGAUUGACCAACUAGUAGAGUUGCAGCAUUUUGCUAUAGAAUGCAAUAAAGUGACUGAACUUCCUGAAUCUCUCUUCUCCUGCACCAAACUGCGAGUUCUCAACCUUUCGCACAAUAACCUGACUUUUCUCUCACCCUCUGUUGGACGUCUGCGGCAACUGCAUCUCCUGGAUCUUAAAGUCAAUAAAUUGGAUAAACUUCCAGCUGAGUUGGGACAAUGCUCUUGUCUCCGGAAGACCCAGCUGUUUGUAGAGGAUGACAUUUUUAAAACAUUGCCUCUGAACAUCAGGGAGCAGAUCACAAAUACGUCAUAA